Molecule: messenger RNA, 1023 nt
Organism: Truncatella angustata
Lineage: Eukaryota; Fungi; Ascomycota; Sordariomycetes; Amphisphaeriales; Sporocadaceae
Product: Las1-like-domain-containing protein
Exons: 2
Coding region: 1-1023 (340 amino acids)
Biological process (GO): maturation of LSU-rRNA; maturation of 5.8S rRNA
Cellular component (GO): preribosome, large subunit precursor; Las1 complex
Molecular function (GO): endonuclease activity
Source: RefSeq, a predicted model, not a curated record
AUGGUUCAGUACAUCCACACACCGUGGCGGGACCGCGCAGAACUACUCAAGGUCCGCGCCCAAUUCUAUCCUUCAUCACCGCACGCCAGCACCACCAUUGUCAGAACCGCGUCCGCCAACACAACGCCAUCAGUUAAUGCAGCAACAAGCUUUGGGAUAAGAGAUGAGGCAGAGUCUGGUCAGAGACACGCCGUCGCCCGAGUCGCCAUGUGGGUGCAGCGCGGCAGCUGUCCCCACAUGGUCGAGUCCACGGGCCUGUUGAUGGCGGCCAUCCUGGACGACCUACAGGCCCAAGGAAGCACCGGGGGCACUUCCGCUGUGAGGUUGGCCUAUUCGGCUGCCUUUAGCCGUUUCGUCACAGGGCUGCUGGACAGCCACCAGGAUAAGCAAAUGAAACAAAGCAUGUACUCGAUAGCCAAAACUAUCGGUCUGCCUGCAACAUUUGUCGAACUUAGGCACCAAUGCACGCACGAGCAGCUUCCUUCCCUGCUGAAGCUCAGAUCGGCGGCGCAUAAGUCACUGGUCUGGAUUUGGGAUUACUACUGGAAGCAUCUUACCGACGGGGAGUCUGCCGACGGUGGUAAUAUGGAUGUUGCGAGUGGGAGUACGUGCUCCGAGGCGCUGUUAAGUUAUCUUCUCACCGAAGAUGUGGCAAAAAGGAAGGUUCAUGAGAGACGUCUUAGCCACUGGGACGAGGAUACUCUGCUUGAGGCAUUGACCGAGAUCGAGGAGUCUGCAGAGGAUCCGCGUGUGCUGCUGCGGGCAUCCAAGUUAUCGCGGCAAAUACUAGAUGGCAAGAUAAGCUUAUCCGCAACUUCUACCCCGAAGCGUGAAUACGCAGGCAACUUAAAGGAUUUAGAAUCAAUCCAAGCGGAGAUGAGUCGAAUGGCGACCGAACUGGACGAUGUGCAGCCCAUCGAGCGGCCUCACUCUGAGGAGAGACCAGUCAAAGCUGCGCCACAGGCUAAGGGGUGGUCAAGAUAUGAGGGGACAUGGAAACCGAAACCUAUAGGAGUAAUUUAG